Trichoplusia ni (cabbage looper) is the source of this 748-nucleotide messenger RNA. RefSeq names its product adult-specific cuticular protein ACP-20-like. The annotation marks the transcript as partial. NCBI's taxonomy places the organism in Eukaryota, Metazoa, Arthropoda, Insecta, Lepidoptera, Noctuidae. The record is from RefSeq and is a predicted model, not a curated record. Gene Ontology annotation, cellular component: extracellular matrix. The transcript has 5 exons.
UUUAAGAAUCUUCUAAUUGUUCUCCAGGUCCUUUGCUUUGUCGCUCUCGUAGCUUCUCUGGAGGUGGUUCUUGGACAUGGGCACGGGUUCUCGUCCCAGUACAUCCACCGUCAUGACGGUCCCGCCCAUGCGGUCCACGUUCACGGCCAUGAUGGUGGCCACGGACAUGGUCAUGGGCACGAUGGUGGCCAUGGACACGUUGACUACUAUGCCUACCCGAAAUACGAGUUCGGAUACAAAGUAGAGGACCCCCACACUGGUGACAUUAAGUCUCAGCACGAGCACCGCGACGGAGACGUCGUCAAGGGCUACUACGCUCUGCACCAACCCGAUGGUUCCGUCAGACAUGUUGACUACCACGGUGACAAGCACUCUGGCUUCCACGCUGACGUUAAGCACAGCACCCACCACAUCAUUAUCCUAAUUGCUACUGUCAUCGCAGUACUUGCCGCGGAACCACAACAUGGUCAUUACCACGACCACCACCAAGGUCACGCCUCCUCAUCACAGAGUCUCCACCAGCACCACUCACAUGAGACCGAAAAACACAGUCACCCUAAGUACGAGUUCUCUUACCAAGUAAAGGACCCCCACACACACGACAUUAAGUCCCAGCACGAGACACGCGACGGUCACGUCGUGCACGGCGAGUACAGCCUGCACCAGCCCGACGGCAGGGUCAGGACUGUCAAGUACCACGCUGACCACAAGAGUGGGUGAGUUUAAAUUCCAAAAUCAUAAUAAUACG